Messenger RNA from Colossoma macropomum (tambaqui), 1357 nucleotides. Its product is annotated as inositol 1,4,5-triphosphate receptor associated 2-like. Gene Ontology annotation, cellular component: chromosome, telomeric region; nuclear outer membrane; meiotic spindle pole. Gene Ontology annotation, biological process: spindle assembly; chromosome localization to nuclear envelope involved in homologous chromosome segregation; actin filament organization. The coding region runs from base 1 to 1176 and encodes 391 amino acids. The record is from RefSeq and is a predicted model, not a curated record. The transcript is spliced from 12 exons. NCBI's taxonomy places the organism in Eukaryota, Metazoa, Chordata, Actinopteri, Characiformes, Serrasalmidae. Gene Ontology annotation, molecular function: dynein complex binding.
AUGGCCUCAGUAAACUUUAAUGGGGGCCAAAGUUUUUCUGGGGAUUUUGCUGAGGACAGUGAGCCCACCUCUCUGUCUCACCAGUCCAAGGCACAAAAAAGUGACCACCAUGGCUACAGCGCUCCUAGUCUGUCCAUCGACUCUGGAACCUGCUCCCUUGAGCCUUGCCAGAUGUAUGACCUCAGUGAAAGAGAGGUCCUGGCCUCCACUGUGGUGCAGUAUCUACAGGCCAUGACGGGCCACAGCCACGGCCAGGACAAGCUGACCGCUCUACAGCGUAUGCUGGACCCUGAGGACCAGGAUGCCCUCGUCAGCAGAGACGCCUUCCACACCACCAUGAGGAAGUGGAUCGCUCAGUGUAGCCAAGACAGGUUAUCUGACGACAACUACCAGGCGUCAGGAUCAGAUCUGUGCAAAGCAGCUGGGAGUGGGACUGAAUACUCUUCUUUACUCACUGAAACCACUUUCACAGACCGAGCUGAAUGUCAUUGUGAAUCGAGCGAUUUAUUGGGCCUGGUGGCGGAGCUGAAGCACGCUCAGAACAGGCUGAGUGGGCAGAACAGCAGCCUGUUGAAGACGGUGUCUCAGUGUGAGGAAGCGAACCUUCAGCUGAGUCUGGAGGUGUCAGAGCUGCGCAGCAAACUGGCCAGUGCUCAGCUGUGUGUAGUGCGAGCGCGCUCUCUGUCUGAGGAGCUGGAUGAAGCCAGGAGAGCGCUGAGAGAAAGCCAAGACAGAGCCACCAAAGCUCAGACCAACAGCCAUGCACUGAUGAAGGAGAGUGAACACCUGAAGGCCCGUAUCAAAGCAAUCGAAGAAAAGAAUGAAAAGCUGAUGUUUGAGCGGAGCUGUGCUGAGGACCGGAUGAACAAACUGAAAAGAGCCAACACAGACAUCAGGGAAGAACUGGAGGAGACUCGUGUGUUACUGGCAGUGAAAGAGAGGGAAAUUACCAAGAAAAACAUUGCACUGCAGAAGCUGAAGGACACUUAUCUUGAGCACCACAAAAUCAUCGAGAGUCUGCAAUCUGACUUGAUGAGGUUACAAGAGCACUCACAGCAAGCACUCUUGAGGUUUGACAAAUGUGCUUUGAGUCCUCCUGGAGUGAAGAGAGGCGCUAUCCCUAACCAUUACUCACUACACCAUGAGAUAAUGGAGGCUCAGCCGGUAAUGCAUUAAACAUGUGCAUACAUAAUACCUAAAACUGUCCAAAAGUGCCCAAACACCCCUUCUGAUUUAUGCUCUGUUAAAUAUGAGAGGUCAGCUCAGCUCAAAAUGAUAUAGUAACUAAUUACAUGGCUGUUCUUGAGUUGACUCAACUUCAGGACACAAAUUGAGUUCACACAACUCAAACUUCUUA